AUGAAGCGUCCGCUGGCGCUGAUGGAAAAGCCGGCCAACCCGGCGCCAGCGCGGCCGGGGCAGUUUGCGCGGAGUUAUCUCUUCGCCACAGGUGCGCUCAGGAUAAAGCGGAAGGGCCAUCGGCUCUUUCGCAAGCGCCUGGCAAGCAAGGAGAACCCCUUCCCCGGCGGGCGCCUGGCCUGCUGCCGCGCCCUCGCCGCCGAAGCCGCUUCGGCGGCCCCGGCCUCGGCGUCGGCCUCCGCGCGGAGCGCGGGGAGGCUGAUGCCGCUGAUUUGGCGCGAGUGGAAGAUGCUUUGGCAUGAUGCGGGCCUUAGCGACCCUCACCUCCAGCUGGACACGCCCGAGGCGCUGGGCGCCUUCCAAGCGGAGGCCACCGCAGCGCUGCGGCGGUGGCGGCAGGUGGACCGCGAGCGCGUGCGCCUGGCGGUGGAGGCGGAGUGGCGGGUGAUGCCGGGGUCACAGAAGAUGCUUUGGGCAGCUGUGGCAGAGCAGCGCAAAGCCUUCGCCAGGCCGCCCUCCCCUCCUCGGCGUCCGAAGCGGCCGCCGCCGAAACCGGCGGAGAAGGAGUUGGAGCCGCCGUGCCUUUCAAAGAUGCCCAGCAGAGAGGAGCUCUACAAAGGAGGCACAGACGCCGCCUUUGCGCACCCCUUCGUCCAGGAGCUGCUGAGCUUCGCGCGGGAGAAGGUGGCCCAGCGCUCGCCCUUGGGCGCCGAGUGGAAUCUCUGCGUGCGCACCUUCGGGCGCAGCGGACACGGCGGCCGGAAGAAGCAGAGAGGCAUCGCGGCCAUGACCCUCGCCGUGCUCAAGGAGUUGGGCUUGUUGGAAGGCGAGCUGCGCCGGCGAGUUCACAUCUUCGUGGCGCACGACGACCCCGACUUCGUGUCUGGAGGCUACGCGCGCGCGCUGGGCGAGCUCAUGGACCGCGUCAUCGUGGGCGUGCGCGGCGCUGACCUCCAGGUGCGCUUCAUUGAGGAAUGCUUCCCACGGGGCCAGCACGUGGUAGUGUGUGACGACAACAUCUUGGCCCUGCAGCACCUGGUGAACGGCCAGGGCCCCCCACAGCCCCCGGACCUCGACGCGGUGUUUCUGCGCGCGCGCCGGGAGAUGCAGCUCUAUGGCGCGCACCUGUGGGGGAUUUCGCCCACCCACAACGUGGUCUUCGUGCAGAACAGCACAGAGGUGAACACCAAGCUGGGCUUGGUCUACGGGGCUUUCUUUGGCUUUGUGUGCUUGCACGAGAAGGAGCUCUACACCCAGCACGGCCAAGUGAAGGACGACUUGGAGCGCUCGCUGCGGUACUGGGACCGGGACCGCGUGGUGAUCCGUUUCGGGCACCUCGUGUGCAAGAAGAGCCACAAGCCAGGGGCCUUCGACACCAACAAGGGCGGCAUCUCCGCGUCUCUCGGGGGCCAGGGCCACCAAAACGAGGCGCAGCGAGCGCUGCUGCGGCUGGAGCAGCGCUUCUUCGGCUACGUGCGGCUGCCCUCCUUGUCGGAUCAGAAGCGGGACAAGUCAGGAGACCUUUGCACCACUCGUGGCUGUCCGGUCUGGAAGAACACCGUGUCCAACUGCGGAGUCGUCUUUCUGCGCCGAAGUGCGAAGCCUCCGGAGGACGGCGUGCUGAAGGUGGGCUACGUGUGCCGCGCCUGUCGCCAGCGUAGCGCGAAGAAGUGGCGGUGUUUGUGCAUCGAUCCCUUGGAGCGGGAGGCCAAGCGCAUCUUCUUCGAGGAGUGCGAGAUCGCUGCCUUGAUGCUGCAGCACGGGGAAGGCGAAGGCCUGGAGAUCGCCCGCCCGGGGCUCAUGGAGCUGGAGACCCACUUCCAGCGCAUGCCGCGCCGCGAGAAGAAGCGCCUCGAGGCCAUGGCGGUGCUGCGCCUGGCGCCUCGUGGAGGUUGGUGGAGCGGGUUGGAGCGGGAGGCGCAGCUCAGCUUGGCGCCGAAGGCGCCGGGGGCGGUGCUGCUGCAGCGCGCCGCCGCCGCCUUCGGCCAGGAGCUCACCCACUUGGAGCCGGCGGUGGAGCCGCAGCGGCCCUUGGAUCUGCAGGGCUUCCAGGGAGGUGAGCUGCUGUUGGCGUUUCCAAAGACGCCGGGAAGCCCCGCGACCCCGUCAAGGCCAGUGGAGGCCAUUGUGGACUUUGGGUACUACGAGCACUGGAGCAAGGUCUGCGGGUCCUUGCACCGCUUCCACGUGGUGGUGCGCUGCCCUAAGGUGCUGCAGGAGGUGACGCGCGACACCGCCACCGCGCAGUUUGAGCGAAAGCAAUUCUCUUUGCUGAUUCGUGGCGCAGCCAAAGACUACAUGCUGCGCCGGACUGUGGGCGCGAGGGUGGCGGCCUUGCCAGUGAGCUUCCCGGUGUGCCCUGACCGCUGCUCCCUGCUGGUCUGGCCUGGCCGCAAGGUGGAGCUCGUGCUGCGGCCCUAUCCCCCAAGUUGGCUGCAGCCCGGCGCCCGCGUGCGAGUCGUGCGCCUCGAGACCGAGGACGCCCAGCGGCUCAAUGGCCGGCAGGGCACCGUGCAGAGCUUUGUGGAGCCGGAGGACAAGACAUCGGCCCGAUACGCCGUGAAAAUGGAUUCCGGCGCACGGCUCAAGCUGCGGCCUGCGAAUCUGCAGCUGAUCUGA
This is a messenger RNA of Effrenium voratum, 2619 nucleotides long. NCBI's taxonomy places the organism in Eukaryota, Dinophyceae, Suessiales, Symbiodiniaceae. The record is from the annotation of a GenBank genome assembly.